Coniophora puteana RWD-64-598 SS2 is the source of this 1130-nucleotide messenger RNA. RefSeq lists its product as uncharacterized. The coding region runs from base 35 to 694 and encodes 219 amino acids. The transcript is spliced from 3 exons. The record is from RefSeq and is a predicted model, not a curated record. Lineage: Eukaryota; Fungi; Basidiomycota; Agaricomycetes; Boletales; Coniophoraceae.
UCUAAGCCUCAGUGUUGACUUCACUCGCGUCACGAUGCCUCCAAAAGAGCUCAACCGCCACCAGCUCUCCUCGCGCCUCGCAUACAACGCAGGCGAGACACCCGCGUUCCUGCGCAAGCUCCAGAACCGCGUGAAGGGCAUACCAGAAGACGAAGACGAAGACGCGCCGCAGUACUACGACGAGGACGGACAGGAGUUUUACGACGAUGGGUCUGGGCGGCCUCCGAUUCCGCAGCGGCCGUCGGGGGGCGGGGAAGGGAGUGGAGGCCGCGAGAGGCCGCCGAUACCGGAGCGGCCGGAGGGAGACGCGGGAAGCGCGGAUGAGGACGAUAUGGACGAGGCGCCGCAGGUGGUGGUGCUCAAGGAGGGGAAGCAUCUGAACGCGCGAGAGGCCGAGAACGAGCGGCGGAGAGCCAGGGGCCUGCCUCCGCUCCCUAAUGAUACUCUGCCUGCGGCUGCUGACGAUACAAAAGACGAUGAUGCCAAGAGCUCGAAAGAGAAACUCAAGUCGAAAGCGCCUCCUGGCUUAUCAUUCUCUUCGGGCGGUGCAGCAUCCGCUGCGAAGAAGAAGCGGAAGAUCGUAGGUGACGGCGCGGAAGACGACGCUCCCGAGCCUCAGUCGAAAAAGCCCGCGAAGAAGAAGUCGAAGAAGGCAGGGAAGAUCUUGUUGUCGUUUGGCGACGAUGAAGUGUGAUUUUGCCUAGCAUUCGCAGAGAGACGUAGAAAUCAACACAAUCUGUUGUUACUUUGCUCUAUUAUUGGCUAUACGUGCUCGACACGGAGACUCGACAGGUGCGUAUGCUUGUACCUCCUUCAAAUCGCGAAUGCUCUGCCUCCCGACUCAGCUCCGCCCAAGCUCAGUUUCGUGUACUUUGAAGCCGUAUCCCACCCUAGGUGUAUAUUUUGACUUGGAUAUACCAUCGCUUUGAUGCGCCCAUGCAUCGCCAGGUACUCGUACCUCGAACGAACCCUCGCGUGCAUACUAUUGCAUACUUCCAACCCACCACGGCGCCACGCUAUGUACCUCGUCAUUGCACCCUCCUGGAUAAGCAUGGGGCAGCGGACCCUAUACACCACCAACAGCGGGCUCUUUGCAUCUGCCUCAGGUACAGCCUCGCCCCACACACCGG